Messenger RNA from Jaculus jaculus (lesser Egyptian jerboa), 1590 nucleotides. It is a transcript of the gene Tmprss3, whose product is annotated as transmembrane serine protease 3. The record is from RefSeq and is a predicted model, not a curated record. Bases 70 to 1500 code for a protein of 476 amino acids. The transcript is spliced from 13 exons. Gene Ontology annotation, biological process: proteolysis. NCBI's taxonomy places the organism in Eukaryota, Metazoa, Chordata, Mammalia, Rodentia, Dipodidae. Gene Ontology annotation, molecular function: protein binding; serine-type endopeptidase activity. Gene Ontology annotation, cellular component: membrane.
CUCAUCCUUGCCAGCGGCUCACUGUUGCGCUCGUUUUUAUAAUGAAAAAGAAAAUUAUUCCUGCCUUGAAUGAUGGCGGACCCAGAAAUGGUGGAGGUUCAGGUGGAGCCUAACCUCAGAAGUCCUGACAUCGUCACCAUGGGGGAAAAUGACCCGCCGGCAGCUGAAACCCCUUUCUCCUUCCGAUCGCUUUUUGGUCUGGAUGAUCUGAAAAUAAGUCCCAUGGCUCCAGAUGCAGAUGCGGUGGCCGCUCAGAUCCUGUCCCUGCUGCCCUUGAAGUUUUUUCCAAUCAUCGUUGUGGGGAUCAUUGCCUUGAUACUGGCCCUGGCCAUCGGCCUGGGCAUCUACUUCGACUGCUCUGGGAGGUACAGGUGCCGUUCAUCGUUUAAGUGCAUCGAGCUGACGGCCCGCUGUGACGGGGUCUCUGACUGCAAGGACGGAGAGGAUGAGUACCGGUGUGUGAGGGUGAGUGGCAAGAGCGCAGCACUUCAGGUGUUUACAGCGGCCGCGUGGAGGACCGUGUGUUUUGACGACUGGAAAGGCCACUACGCAAAUGUCGCCUGUGCCCAGCUGGGGUUUCCCAGCUACGUGAGUUCAGAUCAGCUCCUAGUGGACGCGCUUGAGGAGCCGUUCCAGGGCAACUUUGUGUCCAUCAAUCACCUUUUGCCAGAUGACAAGGUGACCGCAUUACACCACUCGGUGUACUUGAGGGAGGGCUGUGCCUCAGGCCACGUGGUCACCCUAAAGUGCACAGCCUGUGGCCUGAGAACGGGCUACAGCCCUCGCGUCGUGGGUGGAAACGUGUCCGCGCUCGCUCAGUGGCCCUGGCAGGUCAGCCUUCAGUUCCAGGGGUACCACCUGUGUGGGGGCUCCAUCAUCACCCCACUGUGGAUCGUUACUGCUGCACACUGUGUUUAUGACCUAUACCUCCCCAAGUCCUGGACUGUCCAAGUGGGUCUAGUGUCCCUGAUAGACAGUCCAGCACCUUCCCACUUGGUGGAAAGAAUCAUCUAUCACAGCAAGUACAAACCAAAGCGGCUGGGCAGCGACAUCGCCCUCAUGAAGCUGGCCGGGCCGCUCACCUUCGACGAGAUGAUCCAGCCCGUCUGUCUGCCUAAUUCUGAAGAGAUCUUCCCUGAUGGAAAAGUGUGCUGGACAUCAGGAUGGGGGGCCACAGAGGACGGAGGUGACGCAUCCCCCGUCCUGAACCACGCUGCCGUCCCUUUAAUUUCGAACAAGAUCUGUAACCACAGAGACGUCUACGGUGGCAUCAUCUCCCCGUCCAUGGUCUGUGCUGGCUAUCUGAAGGGUGGCGUGGACAGCUGCCAGGGAGACAGCGGGGGUCCCCUGGUGUGUCAGGAGAGGAGGCUGUGGAAGUUGGUGGGUGCGACGAGCUUUGGCAUUGGCUGUGCCGACGUGAACAAGCCCGGCGUCUAUACCCGCAUCACCUCCUUCCUGGACUGGAUUCACGAGCAGAUGGAGAGAGACUUGAAGACUUGAAGGCUAAGGAACAAAUCGCCACCUGAGCUCCUGAGUGUAGACACAGCCCAAGCCUUCCUUGGACUCCAUGUGGGUUUGGUGACACCACAG